AUGUCCGACGACCCCUUCCUCGGCUCUGAGAUGGAAUUUCAGACGCCGAUGGCCUCGAGCAGCCGGCACCCUGAUCACGAUGCCAUGGACUCCCAGGCCACCAUCUCAGGCAUGGAGGCCGACGAGGCUGCCAGUGAGACUCCAGCUCCUGCUGAAGAGCCAGUCGAGCGCAAGCCAGCACCUACCGCCGCCAACUUCGAACGCCACGCCCUGAACGACUUCGCCAAGCUGCUCCAGCGAGAAACCCGGCAGGCCACCUUCGCCUGCGGCGGCACUAUCCCGAUCUUGUUGACGCCGGAGGGGCCCAUGAAGUCCGGAGAGCUGACGCCGGUUCUGGAUGAGAAGUUCAAUGGCAUGAGGAUGACUGCGAGGAGUGUUGCGUUGCGGUGGGGUAAGGAUCAGAUGGGAAGACAGCUUACGCUGCCAGUAUUGAAUGACGAGGAGGGGGUUGCUUUGCAGCAGUUGGUUGAGGGUUGUGAGCCUGCGACUUUUGGGAGGGGUGGAGAGGAUGUUUACGAUGAGUCGUAUCGUAGGGCUGGCGCUUUGGGUGUGGACGACUUCAUGACAAACUUCUGUCCUUACCAAGCUGGUCUCAUUGGUAUCAUCGACCAGUAUUUCUUGCAUUCAGUCGCUGGCGAGCUUGAGCCUUCACCUCCACGUUCCAAAGUAGCAGAGAAGUAUGAUCUGUCGCACGAUCAGGAAACCAACAUCCACGCCGCCAUUCUACGCAAUUCCAUCAUCCAGCCAUGUCUGGAGGCCCUGCAGGUGGCUCCCUCCAUCACAAAAGAGACGUCGCGUUUGAUCGAACGGCUUGACCAGUCUCAAUCCGGCCUGGCAAAGAAGGCCGAUCUCGUGGACCUCCUGGCCCAGCGACUCAAGACCAGGGACGGAGAAAUGAAAACUUUCGAUAUUGGACCGAACGAUCCAAAGCGGCGGAUGCUGAGCCGCGGCAAUCGCGCCGAGCUGUACAAGCUGAACGUCUGCAGCGGGCCAUCCGGGAUGUUCAAAGCACAUGUCGACACGCCCAGAAGCGAUAUGCAGACCGGCUCCCUGGUGGUCUGUCUCCCGGUCCCUUUCGAAGGGGGCGCCUUAGCUGUGCGCCACUCCGGACGUGAGGUGGUGUACAAAUGGGGCAUCGAUAAGCCUGCGAUACGCUGGGCAGCAUUCUACAGCGAUUGCCAGCACGAGGUGUUGGAGGUGACGUCCGGCCACCGAGUCACCCUGACUUACAACCUCUUCCUUGCCCCCGGGACCGGAUUGCUUACUGGAGCCAUGAAAUGUCUCGACCCGCCUUCUCUACCACUCUACGGCCAUCUUCGCAAGGCGCUCACGACUAAGCAGUUCUUUCCCAAAGGAGGAUAUCUGGGCUUCCACCUCGCCCACAGCUACCCGCACACACAUGAACGACUCCACCAGUUCGUUGCGAGCAUGCUCAAUGGUUCCGACAUGGCGCUGUAUGAAGUCGCGAUGGCGAUGGGACUCGUGGUCGCUCUCGAGGCGACAUCCAAGGCCAACCUUCCGUCCGAAGCGAUCACUGGCUUACUGAACAACGCGUACGAACAGCACAGGCGCUCACGGCGGCCUUUGGAUGGCCGGUUCACUUCGAACUUGCAAGCGCACACAGUCAGACCGGAUUGGAGCGAGGGAGAAGGGGACGAUAGCUAA
Saxophila tyrrhenica is the source of this 1665-nucleotide messenger RNA. RefSeq lists its product as uncharacterized. The transcript is spliced from 3 exons. The coding region runs from base 1 to 1665 and encodes 554 amino acids. The record is from RefSeq and is a predicted model, not a curated record. Lineage: Eukaryota; Fungi; Ascomycota; Dothideomycetes; Mycosphaerellales; Extremaceae.